UCGGAGAUGUCUUGAGUGAACAGCUCACCUCCACCACAAUGUCCAUGAACAAUUCCAGGCCCCCACUGUUGCCGGCAAUCGGGAUCCUUUCAAACACAACCUGCCAAACAGAAAAGAGGCUUUCAGUAUUUUUUUCAGUAAUCUUCAUGACAGUGGGAAUCCUGUCAAACAGCCUCGCCAUAGUAAUUCUCAUGAAGGCAUAUCAAAGAUUUAGACAGAAGUCAAAGGCAUCUUUUUUGCUGUUUGCUAGUGGCUUAGUUAUCACAGAUCUGUUUGGCCACCUCAUCAAUGGAGCCAUAGCGGUUUUUGUCUAUGCCUCCGAUAAAGACUGGAUCCGCUUUAACCAAUUUAACGUUCUUUGCAGUGUUUUUGGCAUGUGCAUGGUGUUUUUCGGACUGUGCCCUCUCUUCCUGGGCAGUGUGAUGGCGGUCGAACGGUGCAUUGGGGUCACCAAACCGAUAUUCCACUCUACAAAAAUGACAUCCAAGCAUGUGAAAAUGAUGUUGACCGGAGUGUGUCUUUUUGCUGUUUUUGUUGCGUUGCUGCCAAUAGUUAGGUUUCGAGCCUAUGCAAUUCAAGCAUCAAGGACCUGGUGCUUCUACAAAACAGAGCACAUCCAAGACUGGGAAGACAGAUUUUUUCUUCUGCUUUUUUCUUUUCUUGGGUUGCUAGCCCUGGGUAUUUCCUUUUUAUGCAAUGCCAUCACUGGAAUUACACUUUUAAGAGUAAAAUUUAAAGGUCAACAGCACCGACAAGGCAGGUCUCAUCAUUUUGAAAUGAUCAUUCAGCUCUUGGCCAUAAUGUGUGUCUCCUGCAUUUGCUGGAGCCCAUUUCUGGUGACAAUGGCCAAUAUUGGAAUCAAUGGAAAUCGUUCGCUGGAAACCUGUGAAACAAUCCUAUUUGCUCUCCGAAUGGCAACGUGGAAUCAGAUCUUAGACCCCUGGGUGUAUAUCCUCCUGAGGAAAGCUGUGUUGAAGAACCUUUACAAGAUUGCAAGACGAUGCUGCGGGGUCCAUGUCAUAAACUUACAUAUUUGGGAGCUCAGCUCCAUUAAAAACUCCUUAAAGGUUGCUGCCAUUUCUGAAUCACCACAUAUCGACAAAAUAAAUCAACAGCCCCCUAGCUUAACAGGUCAAUGA
Molecule: messenger RNA, 1139 nt
Organism: Tachyglossus aculeatus (Australian echidna)
Lineage: Eukaryota; Metazoa; Chordata; Mammalia; Monotremata; Tachyglossidae
Gene: PTGFR
Product: prostaglandin F receptor
Exons: 2
Coding region: 39-1139 (366 amino acids)
Biological process (GO): adenylate cyclase-activating G protein-coupled receptor signaling pathway; inflammatory response; positive regulation of cytosolic calcium ion concentration
Cellular component (GO): plasma membrane
Molecular function (GO): prostaglandin F receptor activity
Source: RefSeq, a predicted model, not a curated record